CUCUCUCUCUCUCUCUAUGUCUCUCUUUCUCUAUAAAUUUUGUUAGAGUUGGUGUUGAUAAACUGUUAGUUUGUGUAGAAAAUUUGUCUGGCAAAAAUGGGCAGAAAGUGCUCACGUUGUGGAAAUAUUGAUCAUAAUUCAAGGACUUGCACUAUUUACAGAGGAACUACUACUUCUGUUGCUGCAGGGGGGAGUAGGCUGUUUGGGAUACAACUUGACAUGUCUUAUUCUUCUUGUUCUUCUAUUGUUAUGAAGAAGAGUUUUAGCAUGGAUAGCUUGUAUUCAUCUCCAUCAUCAUGUUCUUCGUUGUGCUCUUCAAGAGAUGAAAAUUCGGACAAAACAAACAUUGGUUAUCUCUCCGAUGGCCUAAUCGUCCGAGCCCAAGAAAGAAAGAAAGGAGUUCCAUGGACAGAGGAGGAGCACCGGAGUUUUCUCGUAGGGCUAGAGAAGGUAGGGAAGGGUGAUUGGAGAGGAAUAGCAAGAAAUUUUGUGACAACAAGAACUCCAACACAAGUUGCAAGUCAUGCUCAAAAGUACUUUCUUAGGCAAGCAAAUCUUAACAACAAGAAGAAGAGGCGUUCAAGCCUCUUUGACAUGGUUGGAAGUGGCAACAUAACAAAACAUCUUGUGAAUACUAGUAAUUCCAUGUCAAGUGAUCAAGAUACCACUCUGACUCUGCUGGGUCCUCGUUCUUUUCAACAAAAUAUCAAAUUUGAUGAUCAAGAAACUGAGUCAUCUCAGUUGGGUUGUGACAAUAAUUCUUCCGCACAAAUUUGGUUUGAUGGGUUUAAAGAAGACAAAAAGACUAAUCCUCCGAUUGCUGCAAAACUCAAUUUGGAUCUCACACUUGGUUCUUCUCCUAUGAAUUUAGAAGAAAACCAAUCUUCUCAUCCUUACGGUACCAGACCUAUCAGUGUGACCUGAUAAAGAGAUUACGCAUAGCAGUAAAUGGCAGUGCUAUUACAGCCAGUGUUGUAUUCUUGGUCACUAACGAGUAAUGUCUAAUAGAGAAAAUCUCUCUGUUCUUUCUCAAUUUCUUUUCAUUUUUUUCCCAGUAUCUAUAUUGUGAAUGAACGGGUAGAUGACUCUGUUGCAUAAAUACUAUUAUUGAUGUAACUAUUAUUAUUCUAAAUGGGAGUCACAAAAAAGUUGUGAUUGAAUUUCA
Tripterygium wilfordii is the source of this 1165-nucleotide messenger RNA. Its product is annotated as transcription factor MYBS3-like. Gene Ontology annotation, molecular function: DNA binding. Bases 97 to 924 code for a protein of 275 amino acids. Lineage: Eukaryota; Viridiplantae; Streptophyta; Magnoliopsida; Celastrales; Celastraceae. The transcript has 3 exons. Gene Ontology annotation, biological process: response to ethylene; response to gibberellin; response to auxin. The record is from RefSeq and is a predicted model, not a curated record.